Messenger RNA from Clonostachys rhizophaga, 264 nucleotides. Lineage: Eukaryota; Fungi; Ascomycota; Sordariomycetes; Hypocreales; Bionectriaceae. The record is from the annotation of a GenBank genome assembly.
AUGGUCAAUAUGACGCGCUUCACUCACGCUGCAACACUGGUCGUUGGCGGAGCAAUGUUCAUCUUUACCGCCGCAGUACUUGUUGGAUUCGGGUGUUCGUUGAUGGAUGACAUUCGCGUCAUCCUGUGCGGGAACUGCUCCAGCAAUGGCGAGGGCCGCAAAGGCUCCGAUAAGGAAAGCCUGAAUCUUCAUCUCGUUGAUGUUGAAGAAUUGUUGAGGCCUUCCCCGAGGCCACGAGAGCAGGGGAAAGGGACCCUCUUAUAG